CAAGCACUUGGUCAUACUGAACGCUAAUAAUAACAAGCGCGUGAGUGAAAACCAGGAUUAUUUUUUGUAUUGUAAACAAAGGCGAAAGUCGCCAAAACAACAACAUUAGAUGAACGCUGUGAUUGCUUUAUGCCAUUUUUGCGAGGCGCAUGGGCCUUGCGCAAUUUUUUGCACUCAAACGCUACGCGACACCAAAAUUGAGGACGUUCUGCAACUGGAGCAACAAGCGCAAAAAACUUGUUCAGCCUGCAACUAUACGCUGGGACGCAACAAUAACAAUGCUAUUUACAGCAAAGAUACAGAAAGUGGUGCUUCAUUUGUGAGUACCAGAGUGGCUGCACUGCCGGAGGUUGCUACGCUGAUCAAGCAGGCAGCUGUGCGCAGUUUGAGCUGUGAGAUAAAUACCAACAGAGAUGGCGAUGGAGGCUUUGUAUUUUUUGGCGACUCCACACGCGGACACAUACUUAGUCACACAUUUCGCGUGAGUGAUCUGCAAGCACGUGGCUACUAUCAGCUCUUCUCCAUAAUUGUGCUCAUGAAGGAUAAGUAUUUUUUGCUGAAUACCAAACCCUUUCUGGCGGAGCAUUUGCGUAAAGUGUCCAGUGAACUGCAGGCGGGAGCACAGCGGACCAAGGAGGCUGAAGAGGUGCAGUACUCGGCACGACAGCGGCGCUUAUCGGGCGCACAGUUUCUCACGCCAACACCGCGUUCUCUGCUGGAGUUAACAGGCGAGGAGCAUGUAUUUGCCCAGCUGCAUUCACACUUUGCCUGGAUAUUGCUGGCUGGCUCGCGUUUUCUUACCGAGCAUGUUACCUUUGGUAAUCUUCCUUGGCUGCCACCACAGAGCAGCACCCGACCGCCCGCCCAGCGCUUGACGUACAACAGCUCCACUUUGCCCAUGAUACAGAUGUAUGAGGAAAACCUAGGCGAUGAUGAUUUUCUUUCGCUGCGUCUUAUCAAAAACGUGCUGCGCAAAGAAGACUUUGCCACCAUUUGUUAUUGCGCGCUGACUGGCGUGAAGAUCAUAGUGCGUGGUGCACCGGAGCGCACGUUUCAUUUCAUGGUGUGCCUGAAGAAGCUGUUGCCUGAGCCAAUGCACAAUCUAAUGCGCAUUGAUGCACAGCAUCAGCACUCGAUAAGCUCCGAGUACAAGAUUAUAUCCGUAUCCAAUGACAUAGCGGUGCCCAUAGCAAGCAGCACGGUCUAUCGUGUGGACUUUCUAGAAAAACAUAUAAAUGGAAAUGAUGCUGUUUCCGUCAAGUGGCCAGGCGAAUUGCCGCGAAAAUUGCCCGAUCUCAUGGUAAAGCUGAUGAAAGCUGUCAAGGCAGUGGAGGAUAAAACGUUUACCGAACUGGUGCUCAACAAACAGACCAAAGUGCUUAUCGAAGAGUGGAAAAACAAAGUCAUCUGCUUAAAUCAUGCCAAGUCGGGGAGUGUGCAGGCCAAACUGAAAAAUGUUCUAGGCAUACAGCCGCAGGAUCAGCCACUUAUAAAUUACUGGAGCACGCACUUGCACUAGGAGACUAUAUAAGCCUCUUAUGAUUGUAUAUACAAUAGUUUAGU
This is a messenger RNA of Drosophila busckii, 1563 nucleotides long. It is a transcript of the gene BHD, whose product is annotated as folliculin. Gene Ontology annotation, molecular function: GTPase activator activity. The coding region runs from base 110 to 1519 and encodes 469 amino acids. NCBI's taxonomy places the organism in Eukaryota, Metazoa, Arthropoda, Insecta, Diptera, Drosophilidae. The transcript has 3 exons. The record is from RefSeq and is a predicted model, not a curated record. Gene Ontology annotation, biological process: negative regulation of transcription by RNA polymerase II; positive regulation of TORC1 signaling; positive regulation of GTPase activity. Gene Ontology annotation, cellular component: cytosol.